AUGGAUUUCAAGACUUCAAAUGAAGAGACAAAGACUGGGAUUUAUUUGCUGCAGGAAUGUAAUGAGGAGCCGUUCAAUAUUCGACUGCACUUGGCCAAAGACAUUCUGACCAUUCAAGAGCAAGAUGUCAUCUGUGUGUCAGGAGAGCCGUUUUAUUCCAGCGAGAGAACUGUAACGAUCAGAAGGCAGACGAUCGGAGGUUUCGGCCUGAGCAUCAAGGGUGGAGCGGAACAUAAAAUCCCUGUCGUCAUAUCAAAAAUCUCAAAAGAGCAAAAAGCUGAACUCUCUGGGCUGCUUUUCAUUGGAGACGGCAUCCUUCAGAUAAAUGGAAUAAAUGUUAGAAGCUAUCGUCACGAGGAAGUGGUCCAGGUUUUGAGAAAUGCUGGCGAAGAAGUGACACUUACCGUCUCUUUCCUGAAGAAGACUCCGGCUUUUCUGAAACUGCCCCUGUGUGAAGACUGCACAUGCGUUCCCAGUGACCAGAGCAGCGGGACCUCCUCUCCUCUGUGUGACAGCGGCCUGCACCUGAACUACCAUCCCAACAACACGGACACGCUUUCCUGCUCGUCCUGGCCGACGUCCCCGGGGCUGCGCUGGGAGAAGAGAUGGGUGGACCUGCGCCUUAUUCCUCUGCUCCACUCGCGGCUGUCGCAGCACGUCCCGGGCUCUGACGUCUGCAGAAAAAAUGCUUUCCAGGUCAUAGCCGUGGACGGCGUCUGCAGCGGGGUGGUGCAGUGUCCCACGGCAGAGGACUGUCUGGACUGGCUUCAAGCCAUCGCCAGCAACAUAUCCAGUCUCACCAAGCACAAUGUGAAGAAAAUAAACCGGAACUUUCCAGUAAACCAGCAGAUUAUCUACAUGGGCUGGGCAGAUGAGAAGGAGCAGGACUCCGUUCAGGACCGAAUGUACUCGCCAAAGUUCCUUGCUUUGAGGGGAUCAUCGCUCUUCAAGUUCUCAGCACCUCCUGUGACUACGUGGGACUGGACCAGAGCGGAGAAGAGUUUCACCGUGUAUGAGAUCAUGUGCAAGGUUUUAAAGGACAACGACCUCCUGGACAAGCGGAAACACUGCUUCAGCGUCCAGACGGAGAGCGGGGAGGACACGUUCUUCAGCGUGGAGCUGGAGUGCGAGCUGCUGAUCUGGGAGAAAGCCUUUCAGAUGGCCACGUUUCUGGAGGUGGAGCGAAUACAGUGCAAAACAUACGCCUGUAUAAUGGAGAGCCAUCUUAUGGGGCUCACCGUCGACUUCGGCAUGGGGUUUGUGUGCUUCGAUGCUGCCUCAAAGGCGGUGCUGUGGAGAUACAAGUUCUCACAACUGAAAGGAUCAUCUGACGACGGGAAGAGCAAGAUCAAAUUUCUGUUCCAGAACCAAGACUCGAAGGCCAUCGAAGCCAAGGAGCUCGAAUUCUCAAACCUCUUUGCCGUCCUCCAUUGCAUCCACGCGUUUUUCGCUGCCAAGGUCGCUUGCCUGGACCCGAUGUUCGUGGAGAGCCAAGGCACCGCGAUGACCCCUGGGGUGCCGGCCCUCACCGGCAUCUCGUGCAAUUCACAGAUAUCUAAACUCAAAUACACCACCUGACAGGCGCCGA
Lampris incognitus (smalleye Pacific opah) is the source of this 1588-nucleotide messenger RNA. It is a transcript of the gene sntg1, whose product is annotated as syntrophin, gamma 1. Gene Ontology annotation, cellular component: dystrophin-associated glycoprotein complex; intracellular anatomical structure. The record is from RefSeq and is a predicted model, not a curated record. Bases 1 to 1578 code for a protein of 525 amino acids. Gene Ontology annotation, molecular function: protein binding; structural molecule activity. The transcript has 17 exons. Lineage: Eukaryota; Metazoa; Chordata; Actinopteri; Lampriformes; Lampridae.